AAGGAGAGGAAAGGAAAAGAAAAACAGGACAACAUUGUCCUGUUCCUCGUGCGGCGUGCGCCCGCAGCCGCGAUCUGACGGCCGCGCACUCGCACCGCACCAUCAUGGACUACGCCGCAGCCGCCUCUCACGCCGCGGCGCCGCCGCCCCCGCCGCCGGCGGAUCCCCACCACCACCCCCACUACCCUCACCCCUACGCCGCCUACCCUUACCCCUACGCGGCCUACCACCCGACUGCCCCAGCCUCCGACCCUUCCAGCGCCGCCUCAUCCUCGUACUACUACCCCAACGCGGUCUCGACCGCCGCCGCCGGCUCCGCCCCGCCGUACGACCACUACGCGGCGUACCAGUACUACGGUGCUCCCGCCGCGGCUGGAGCAGGCAGCGGCGCCUCCGGGGGCCUGUCGGGGUACUACUUUGGUGCCGGUGAGGCGUUUCAGGCGCAGUCGUCUUCGGCGUCGCAAGGUGCUCCUGGCGGCACCGCGGCGGCUGCCAAGGAGGCCGGGAAGCACUUUGGGUUCGAUCCUCAGCGCUACGCGCAGGCAGCCGCAUCCAGAGUUACAAAUGGAAUGGCACCACCAGUUACAGUCCUUGGCAUGCACCAUGCUCAGUGGAAUGCCCAGUUUGGGCAUCCUGUGCCGAAAACUGUUUCAAGAAAGCACAUAAAGAAAAAGCCAAAGGUUGUGCAACCAUUAACUUGUGAAGUUUGCAAGAUUCAGUGCGACACUCCAGAUGUUCUUAGGAUCCAUAAGACAGGAAAGAAGCAUAAGAAAAACUUAGAGAGGCUACAAGACUCUAUCACACCUAAAGCAGUAAAGCCUCCAAAUACUGCCACUCCAAGUGCGGCACCUGCUGCCAUCACUACCACUCCAAGUGUGUUGCCUGCUGUGCAGACGAAGAAGAAGAAGAGUUCUGCAGCAACCCCAGAAGAACUGGAGUUUAAGAAAAGACGUGUACUUGAGGCUGGAGCUGCUCAGGGAGAAGUGAAAAUAUGUACCGUGUGCAAUGUGGUUGUUAACAGUCAGAAAGUUUAUGAGUUUCACAUAGCUGGGCAGAAGCACCAGGCCAUGGCACAGAAACAGCAAGCGCAGCAACAGAUAGCCUGAGAUGAAAAGUAACUACGCUUGCUUAGUUUUCUCCAGCUUCAUUUUCUUGCAACAGAGAACAGAAUGUACAAGCUCCUGUACUCCCAAUGUAGCGUAGUUAUACGGCUUGAAGAUUGUUCGGGCUCUUGCCUGCCGCAGAUAAGUAGCUGAAGUUUGGAGCGAAGGUAGUUUUCUGCCUGUCUUCCAGUUGUUUAUUGACGAAUCCAGAUUGCAGAAUGUUGUUCUUGCUAUGUGAAUUUGGCCCUGUUGUUUAAUGACAUACCAUCAAUGGGACACCGUAUGUCAGGUUUGAAAUUUCGGUAUACACUUUUAUACCGGUGGGGUCAUUGGAAAUUUUU
Messenger RNA from Oryza brachyantha (malo sina), 1444 nucleotides. RefSeq names its product zinc finger RNA-binding protein-like. Gene Ontology annotation, molecular function: zinc ion binding; nucleic acid binding. Bases 105 to 1106 code for a protein of 333 amino acids. The record is from RefSeq and is a predicted model, not a curated record. The transcript has 2 exons. NCBI's taxonomy places the organism in Eukaryota, Viridiplantae, Streptophyta, Magnoliopsida, Poales, Poaceae.